AUGCCACUCCAAGAGCUCGCGCAGCUGCUGCUGGACGACGCGCGGCAGGCCGCGGCGUCGCCGCAGCAGGUGCCAGAGUCGCCCUGGCCGGCCUACCUGUAUGUGCCCACAUACGAGACCUACACAAGCUGGGUGCUGGGCCGGCUGGCCCCGCCCAGCGCGGCGCCCGUUCGAAAGUGGGUCACGCAGCCCUGGCGGCUGGUGCAGGACCCGAAGGCGCCGCCGCUGCACAUCACGCCCGCGCGCUCUUCGCAGCUGCAGCACGCGGUGCUCUCCAGCCUGUCGGACGUGACGCGCACGCCGCUGGACCGCUGCCAGGCGCUGCUCGCGUGCACGGUGUCUGUGAGCUUUGGCGUGCGCACCAACCUCGACCUGGACGGCGGCGAGACGCUCGUCGCGCUGCGCAGCGCGUUCGGCCGCAUCGUCGGGGGCUUCGCGCCGUCCCGCAUCGGCGUGCGGCUGCUGAGCCCGACGCAGGCGGUGCUGGAGGCGGGCGCGGCACACCUGGUGGUCCUGGACUUUGGGCAGCCGCGCGGGCACCACAGGCGCGCGCUGGGGCAGCGGGAGCGGGAGCUGGUCGAGCUCCCGGAAAAGCAGCCGCAGCAGUUCUCGCCUUCCUCAAAGGAUGAGGCUGCUUAA
This is a messenger RNA of Monoraphidium neglectum, 639 nucleotides long. RefSeq lists its product as hypothetical. The record is from RefSeq and is a predicted model, not a curated record. The coding region runs from base 1 to 639 and encodes 212 amino acids. The transcript has 3 exons. NCBI's taxonomy places the organism in Eukaryota, Viridiplantae, Chlorophyta, Chlorophyceae, Sphaeropleales, Selenastraceae.